Molecule: messenger RNA, 2164 nt
Organism: Hevea brasiliensis (rubber tree)
Lineage: Eukaryota; Viridiplantae; Streptophyta; Magnoliopsida; Malpighiales; Euphorbiaceae
Product: protein ACCELERATED CELL DEATH 6
Exons: 5
Coding region: 34-1902 (622 amino acids)
Cellular component (GO): plasma membrane
Molecular function (GO): protein phosphatase regulator activity; protein phosphatase 1 binding
Source: RefSeq, a predicted model, not a curated record
UGUGUUAUCUUAUCUAGGCAGCCACACCACCAAAUGGAAACUUGCGCAUACAUUGAUGCCGACUUACGAAAAGCGGCAGAAAAUGGCGAACUUGAUCCAUUCAAAAAUGUUCAACCACCUCUUGAUAGGCUACUUUCCCCAAAGAAAAACACAAUAUUGCAUAUUUACCUUAGCACUCCAAGUAAGAGACAUCCCCAGUUUAUAGAGGGGAUACUUGGACUUUGUCCGUCACUGUUAUUGAAGGUCAAUGUCCACGCUGAUACUCCGUUCCACAUUGCAGCAAGGUACGGGCAUGUUGAUGCAGCAGAAGUGCUAAUCAAACAGGCAAAGGGUGAUGAAAUAGAUUUAGAGAGCGGAGAAGGGCCAACAGAGAGUAAAAUGGCAGCAGUAAGGAAGAUGUUAAGGAUGACAAAUAAAAAUAAAGAAACGGCCUUGCAUGAGGCGGCACGAAAUGCAAGAAGUCGGGACAUUGUGAAAGCAAUAAUGAGUAAUGAAGAUCCAAAUGAGUUUAAAUAUUCUGCCAACUAUCAUGGGGAAACUCCGCUUUACCUAGCCAUUAAAAAUAGAAAUAUAAAGGUAGCUUUGGAACUAUUAAGUCAUCCCAAUUUACAAUUACUGGAUUAUGGUGGUCCCAAUGGUAAAACGGCAUUACACGAGGCAACAGUUAAUAAAAGAUUUUCAAAGCUUGUGAUACCACGCAUGCUAUUGUAUGAAAUGGGAAGCUUGACCAAAGUAACAGAUGAAAAGGGAUGGACUCCACUUCACUAUGCUGUGUACAGAAGAAAACGGUUAGCGGUCAGCAUCCUAUUACGCUUUGAUAUAUCUAGUGCCUAUAUUGCUGAUAAAUGUUGGAAGAGGACUGCUCUUCACAUUGCAGCCUGUCGAGGCUUCCAAGACAUAGUGAAAGAGAUCAUUUCUGAAUGUCCAGAUUGCUGCGAACUUACUGAUAUUAGAGGCUGGAAUGUUAUUCAUUAUGCAGUGAUCAGCAAAAGUGAUGAAGUACUGAAAGAAGUGCUGAAAUAUUCAUCAUUGAUUUAUCUUUUAAAUGAGAAAGAUGUUAAAGGAAAUACGCCUGUCCAUUUAUAUAAGGCUUGCCAUCCUCGUUUGCCUCCUUUCAUGCGACAUGGAGAUACUGAUAUGUUCAACCAUUGGAGAACAUUGCACAAGCAAAUUCAAACGGAAGGAGACUUUUCAUCAAAAAAGAACGAAAUUUUAGCGUGGAUGGAAGACCUUGGCACUGGACCAUUGGGGAAAAUUGAAAUGCGAAACAAAGAAAGAGCAGAGACAAAAGAAAAUAUAAUACUUAAAUUUGAAAAGGUCAAAGACUCUCAUUUGGUGGCUGCAGCAAUUAUAGCAACAGUAACGUUUGCAGCAAUGCUCACCAUGCCUGGAGGUUAUAUAAGUGAUAAAAAUGAUUUAAAGAAAGGGACUCCUAUCUUAAGUGGAAAUUCAGCUUUUAUAGCAUUUAUGAUAUCAGACACUAUAGCUAUGGUUUUAUCUACUUCUUGUGUCUUUAUCCACUUUAUAUUGGUGAUGUUAGGAUAUCUGGAAAGAUACUAUUGGUUGAUAAGAUGUGCCUUCAGCUUCCUCUUCUAUGCUAUGGUAGCAAUGGUGAUUACAUUUGUGACAGGCGCUUAUGCAGUUUUAGCACCUUCCUUUGGAUAUGGCAUUUGUGUCAUUGGUUUGAGCUUCUUCUGCUUCAUAUUUUAUUCGAUCAUAAGCGUAACAUGGAGUUUAUUUCUGUCGGGCAAUGAUGAUGAAGAAGUUAAUAGCUACAGAUAUCAAAUAACAACUUUCUCUUGGCUGACUGGCGGAAUAUUUUGGUUGGGUUUCUUGCACAUUGCCCUUCAUUUGGAGCUUCAACAUAUGUUUAGAAAGUUUAGAAAGCACCGGAAGGAGUAAGUCAACAGAUUCAUCAGGUAAUAUCAGAUGCCAAGAAAAAGAGACAUCCUUGCUAUUACCUCAUGAGAUGUAAAUGGUGUCUUCCUUCAUAUGGAUGUGUUUAAUUUAAUUUUCACUUUUUAAAUUUUUACUUUAAAAACAUUUAGAAGGAAUAUAUGUUAAUUAUUAGGGUAAUGCCUUACGACACCAAGACACUUAUACUCAUUAGCUUAAUGGCAUAUGUGUGGCAUGUAAUAUCUUUUUGUUUUAAUUAUUGCAUAUA